GUUAUUACACACCGCUGCAGCUGGCAGGACUUCAACCCAGCUCUCCUGGCUCAGAGGCUGGGACACUAUUACUGGAAUCCUCCGAAGUACAUAGCACCUGAACUCUGCACUGGCAUCGAGUGGGAAUCUGCUUUUAGUCUAACCGGCAGCAUAGGGCAAAGGAAGUCCUGCCUUCCUCCUUGGCAUUGGUUUAAAGAGAAAACACCCAAUGAUUGGCUCAGCAAACCGUCACUAAUUCUGACCUUGUUGGGGAGACAAAUACAAAAAAAAGAUUCCAGGGGGAGUCGGGUACAAUUGAAGCUGCAGAGGGGAUUCAGUUCGGAGCUUUCUGGUGCCCUAUCACAGGAGGCGUUUUGCCCUCGCCACUGAAAUGCAGCAUAGUCUUCGAUGAUUUCAGCUGUUCCUUUAAAUAGCCAGCAGCCAGAUCGGAGAAUGAUGGUAAUGAUGAGCAGAUGGGAGGCUGGUUUGCAGAGGGAAGCCACGGUCUGAUCCCGCGGUAGGACAUUGGUAAUCGGCCGCACCAGCUGGACGGGAGUGAUGCCAAAAGGCUGAAUGAUCCCAGCAAUGGGAAUCACACUGAGCUCCAUGCCGGUCUCGGGGAACGACGUUCUAAUCUCCUCUGUGAACCACUGACGUGCCUUUUCGCAAGAAAUCUGGAAGCGCACACACACUCAAAUACCCUGUAUGGUCACCCAAAACAAGGAUUGCCAAUUUGCCUGCUGCAUUCGAACAAUCUUUCUAAUUGAUAUGUCCCGCUUUGCUUUGAGGAUAACGUGCAUCUGUGUGCUGUGUCUUUUCCUGUAUGGAAUACUUGUGAAUUUCAUACAGCUGUUCGAUUACAGGUUGCAGGUCCGCAACACUGCAGAAAGGCGAAUAAAUGACAGUGAAAAUGUUGAUGACACAGGUUGUGACAAGUGUUCUCACAGUCAGGUGACAAAUUUCUGGGAAAAGAAUGCAACAGACUGUGCAAAGAUUUACAAGGAGAUUGCCUUGUCUCUCUUUCAAAGGCAGACUGAAGAGGAUGUUACUAAUAAUAUCACCAAACUUCGCCAUUGCCAAUGGCACAAGCAGGAGCUAGCAGCUGAAGAAUUCAGAUCAGAAUUGAAGCAAUGCUGUAACUCUGCUGACAACUUCAUCGUCACUCAAAAGAACACCCCAGUGGGGACUGAACUAACUUAUGAGGGAGAACCAAAAAGGAAGAUAAAAAUCACCGAACAGAUUUUCAGGUUGUUUCCCAAGAAUAUGUCCUUUAGCAGCGUGCAGUACAAACAAUGUGCAGUCGUAGGCAACGGUGGGAACUUGGUCAACAGCAGUUGCGGGACUGAAAUAGAUCGGGCGGAUUUUGUUUUCCGGUGCAACCUUCCUCCAGUAGGUGGGAGGUUUACCCAAGAUGUUGGAUUAAAAACUGAUUUGGUGACCGCAAAUCCAAGCAUCAUCGCAAAGAGUGUUCUUCUGAAUCUUGUGGGAAAACAUUCGAGAAAAGUCGUGACUUCAAGAUCUGUAGCUAUGAGCACUUCAAAGACCCUGCGUUUGAGCUAUCCUUGUAGAUCUGAAGAAUGUCAGUUUGUUGCUACCACAUGGACACAACUCCAGAAACAUCUGAAAAUUCAUCCAAUUUCAGUUGAACAUUGCUGUGCUAAUUGUGAAAAGAAAUUCAAACACCUCAUUGCCUUGCUUAGACACAAACUGAUCCAUCGGGCUCAGGGUUCUAGACAUAUAUGUCCAAUGGAGAACUGUGACCUAAAUUUCACAACUGCCUUUAACCUGGAACAUCACAUCAGAAAAGAUCACUUCAAGAUAUUUGAAUACAAGUGUUACUUCCCAGGCUGCCAAAAGGCUUUUGUAAUGAAGGAAAGUCUUCACCGCCAUCUUGUGGUGCAUGAUCCUGAGAGGAAGAAACUAAAUGUAGUUUGCUUUAAAUGUUUGCUGUGGUUGAACUUCAAGGAUGAGGCUUCCAUUUAAGGCUUUGACACUUACAUGUUCCAUUUCAUUCACUUGAAUGGAAGAGUUUCAUUAAAUUAGUUGAAGGGGUAGUAAAUCUCUUGACUGCUAAACUCAAGCUUUUGGAUUUUGCUGCCUCAUUCUAAUCACCAUUGUGCACCUUGUGCACCCAGCCUCUUUCACUAUUGAUCCAUGUCAGAAUAUCAUUGAACUGCACUUCAAGCCAUUUGAGCUGUUGCACUUGAGCUAAUACACCUGCCCUGUUAUUUUCUCAUCACCCCUUGGUCAAUCCUCUGCAAUUCUCCCACCCUUUAGAAUCAUCCCAAACAGAUUCCUGGCCUGGCAAUUUUGCUGUGUGAAGAAAUUGAUCAGCUGGAUGACAUAUUCAUGUUUAGAAUGAGGGGGAUACCAUGUGAACAUAUAAUCUAAAAAGGGUAUAUGUAGGAAGGAGGUACCCAUAACCAGGAAGUCUAGAACAAAGGGCCAUGCUCAAAAGAUAUGGGGUAGUCCACUUAGUUGAAUUUAAGUUUCUCUUAAUGGGAUAUGAUGUUGCUGGCCAGCCAGCAUUAAUUGCCCAUCUCAGGUUGCCUUUGAGGGUGCUGGUGAGCUGUUGUCUUGAACCAUUGCAGUCCAUCUGCUGCGGGUUGAGCCACAAAGCUGUUAAGAAUUCAACCAUAAGCCUGUAGAACUUCCUGCCACAAAGCGCUUAAGGCCAAUGCUUUGAAGGUUUAAGGAGUUUGACAGUUCUUGGGGCUGAAGGGAAUCAAAAGAUCCAGGAGAAAGCGGGAAAAGGAGCUCAGUUGGAUGAUCACAUGUGGCUGUAUUGAAUGGUGGAGCAGUUUGAGUCUGGAAAAGCAUUCCACAUGUCAAAAUGGAGUUUUUAAACUGUCACACACAGACUCAAAUAUGGAUGAAUUGGGCAAAGCCUCUUAAAAUUCUUCCAUUCCUAGGAUGUCCUCUAAACUAGAUGGUCUUAAUUACUUGUGCUCAAUGUUUUUCUCCAAAUGCCUUCUCUCAUCCAAGUAUAAGGAAUUCACGGUAUCUUUCACUAAGACUGGCCAUCUGUAUUGGUAUGCCAGGUAAAGACACUAAGUUAUUGCUCAGAUCUCUGUCACCAUUUAUGGUUUCUAAAAAAAAAUCCUCCUUUCCUCUUGUAGAGGAAGAGCCACUUUGUCUUGUAGGUAGGCUAUUGCAUGUUAGCUUGGUUACAGAUUACAUUGACAUGGACACUGGAGCAAGUGGUAAGUCUCCCUCCUCUUGAUCAUAAGCUGUCCUACCCACAAAUGUGGACAUGGUAAAAAAUUCUUGCAGGUGGACAAGAUGUUACUUCGACUUUAACCAUCUGUGUAAUGUGGGUCAUACUCCUGUAAUCAACCAAUUGCAGUCAUUCAAUGGACUUUUUAAAAACUCAGUCCUUAGAUUAUUGUUCAUCAAGCCUUAUACUAAAGGCCUGAAGGAACUGAACAACUGUUAUCCAAGUCAUGUUGUGGAAGCUGGUACAAUUACAAUUGAAAGGCAUCUGGGUGGAUUGGAAUAGGAAGGGUUUGGGGGUAUAGGCUAAAUAAUGGCAAAUGGACUAGAUUAAUUUGGAUAUCUGGUCAGCAUGGGUAAAUUGGACCAAAGGGUUUGCCUUUAUGCUGUACAACUGACUCUAGCUUCUGUUUAAAGUUGAAGCUCUUACCCAAAUUCUACUAUACUAUUGCCAUUUGCUUCUAGUCAAACACCUUCUAAUUCAUGCACUUUCAAAUCCAGCCUUGUUUCCUAUGUAUCUCCUGCCCCACAAUCUACCAAUAUCCUUCUAACUGUAGUCUUUUGAGCUUUGAUUCCAAUUGCUCCCCCAUUAGAAUGUCAUACCUUUCAGUCAAAUUUCAGGUUGAAUUUUUCCUUAACGUAUCUAAGUUUUGGUGAUGGUCCCAUUGUGAAUCCAGUGACUUUUAACCACUAAUAUAUACCUUGGUGAAAUGGUAAAUAUCAUUCAUUCUUCUAUCUUUCUAUUGAGUGUUCCCUGGGAACACUCACUCCUCCCUCUAGACACACUUUGCCUUUGGGUGUAAUAUAACUGGAUGCCUGUUGUAUGAAAAUAUUAUUUGGGACGUUUCCUCUCUGUAGUAAUCUACAGUCCUGCACUCUAAUAGCAGUAAAAAUUAUUAUUGCCAUAUCCAUUUAUUCUAAUUUGUUUGGAUCUACUGUAUAACUUGGAAUAAAUCAUAAUUGCAGAUCAAUCACAAAUAUAGACAAAAAUGGCAUCCAGACCAAAGGAACCUCGUGAUUGAAGAGAAACUGACCAGACUGUUCAGUGAUAAACAAAUUUUCAGAUCAAAAAGUAAAAUAGUGUGUGACCUCUCCGGUCUCUUUAAUGAGCGUAAAAUUACACAUCCUGUGAGCAAUGAAGUCAAUCUUCCAUGACUAUUUGAAAACCAACUGCUUUUACAAGAAAAAAAUUUGAAUUUCUUUCCCAUAGUACCUCAGGUGAUUUUUAAUUUGUAACUGAUUUACCACCGCUCUUGAAGUUUAAGUGCAGUUGUGCCUUUAGGUUUAAGUUUGAGCUGGUGGUAUUUUGAUUUGAUGUUAGUGUUCUAGUAUAAAAAGUGAGUCUUAUCACUUGAGCUUUGUCUAACUUUGAAUUUGCAAUUGCUCAAGGAAAUUUCUUGGAGGUUGCUUUAAGAAUGUAACUUUAAUGCUUUAGGUGUGCCUCUGGUUCCAUUGUCUAGGCAAUCUUCCUGUACAAAGGGUUGUAAGCCAUCCUCAAGGGUGUUUUUAUGGCUGUUAAAAUUAAGCUAGAGUAUUCUGGAAACUGUUUCUUUGAAGAAAAAAUUGAAUCCAGUAUGGACUGAAGAUGUGCUGAAAAGUAGUCUCAUCUUAGUUUGGCUUUUUUCAAAUUUCAUAAUGGCCUCUUUCAGGAGUGUUGCAUGAAUACUUCUAGGUGUAACUUAGUUUUUAAUUUGUCAAUGGUUUGCAUUAAUUACUUAUUCCAAAUUGACCUUUGGAGGUGGUAGGCUACUUUGUGAACACAGUACAGGAUUCUCCAUUUGAGGCAAUGGAAAUGUUUUCAGAUUGAUUUCACAUGGUCUUGCACUCAUAUUGGAGUGCUGUCAAUAUUUUUGAGCCAAGGUUGGCUUGAUUUAAUUGGUUAUAAACUGAAUAUUCAUGUUUUAUGUAAAUAAAUACAUGAACUGAAGUUUGGUUUUGUUUCUGUAUUUAACUAACUACAAUAAAUAUCCAAUCCACAAUUUUUUGACUUGCUUCCAGCCUAGACUCAUGGCAUUGCGACUUCAUAUUGAAAUGAACACCAGGCUACAAACUGACAAAGUUGCAACACAAUGAUGCCACCCGUAGGUUGCAGGAACAGCAACUCAUAUUCCGCUUGGGAACCCUGCAGCCCAAUGGUAUCAAUGUGGACUUCACAAGCUUCAAAAUCUCCCCUCCCCCCACUGCAUCCCCAAAACCAGCCCAGUUCUUCCCCCUCCCCCCACUGCAUCACACAACCAGCCCAGCUCAUCCCCUCCCCCCACUGCAUUCCAAAACCAGCCCAGCCUGUCUCUGCUUCCCCUCACCUGUUCUUCCUCUCACCCAUCCCUUCCUGCCACCUCAAGCUGCACCUCCAUUUCCUACCUACCACCUCAUCCUGCCUCCUUGACCUGUCUGUCUUCCCUGGACUGACCUAUCCCCUCCCUGCCUCCCCACCUAUACUCUCCUCUCUAUCUAUCUCCUUUUCUCUCCAUCUUCAGUCCACCUCCCCCUCCCUCCCUAUUUAUUCCAGAACCCUCACCCCAUCCCCCUCUCUGAUGAAGGAUCUAGGCCUGAAGCGUCAGCUUUUGUGCUCCUGCUGUGUUCAUCCAGCUCCACACUUUGUUAUCUAGGACACUCAACAUAUGUUACUGUUGUUCCAGAAAUACUUCUAACUUACAGCAGGACAGGAUUUUCAUUAAAGAAGUUUCAAACUUGGUUGUGGUCUGCCCCACUUAUGGUAACCUUUAGUUUCCUCUGGAAAAAGAUUACUUGCCAAAUUAAAAGGGCCAACUCCAAUAUUGAUAGUUUAGUGGUAAGUUUAAAUUACUUUCUUUUUUUAAUCAAACACCGUGGAAUAUCUGACCUUGGGAGCAGAGCUCCUGAUGCCUUGGGAAUUUGGACUAAUUUUGGUGCAGUUUGAAGAAGCUAAUAGUCCAGAAGCCCAAACUGACUGUUUGGGUCCUCCAAAUUGUUACAAAACUCAUGGUACAGAUUUGUGAACUUCUAAUCAAAUAUCUUUGACCAGCUGAAUGGUCUGAGUCAUCAUCGACUAUUAAUAUAUCAUGGUUUCCAUUGUGCAGGUGGAAAUUGUAUGCAUGCAAAGUAGAUCCACCUGAGGUGGUAAGUUAGUGUGAGACUGUAUCCUGGAUUUGCUAACCUUUCUGCAGUAUACUGGUUUCUAAUUUACACUGUUACAAGACAAUAGAGGGAGCUGCGGGGCCACUAUUGUAGCUUCUAUCUAACCUCCAGCUUGAUUGCAAGUCAAUAUUUGGCCAUCAAUGUUGUGCAGAUAAUGUGUGGAAAUGUCCAGCUACGUAACUGAUUCACCAGAACUGUUGUUUUAAUAUUUCUGCCUAUUUAAUGCCUAGCUUUACUUUCUCCUAGUGCUGCCUUCUGAAACUUGUAGGAGUUUAAGAUUACAUGAAUUUCAGUAUUGGUGCCUGAACUAGUUUUCUAAAAAUUGCAUAGCUAGGUCACUAUUUGUAAUGCAUCAGAAUUUGCAACUGAUGCCAUGGAAUUGGAGGAUAAAUUCUAACAGCUUCUGUCUCAAAACUUAGUAUCAAUUGUGCCCACUAUCUCAGACAUUUGCUUUAGUUAUAAAGCAGCCUCAGGCUGACUAAAUAGCAAGAAUGUUGGGUACGUUGGCCAAGUAAAACUGAAAUCACAAUACCCACAGCAGCCAGGUGCUAAUGACAUUAGCAUAAUAUAGAAGGAAACAGCCACCUGCAACAACUUGUGCACUAAACAAGGGAAGCCCAGACAAAGGCACUACGUUCUGCUACAUAAAGAAACUUGACAGUCGUGUGCCAUUUAAAUGUCCACUUGUUUCGAGCUGUGUGCCUUCUAUGAUUGGUUAGAACUAAAGUUUCAGAAAACCGUCUAAAAUGGCAUUAAAACACUUUGGCCUCCUCAGACUAUUGAGGUUUGCAGGCAGUGUGGUGAGAGGCAGAGACCGGCUGACCAGAGGGAGAAAGCAGCUAUGCAGAACUAGUCUGUGAAUUCACAGUUUGUCUGAAGUAUUGUAACAAUAAGUGGUCGAUAGUAUGUGUUAAUAUUAAAUUAUUGUAAAUUUGUUCCAAUAAAGUGGAUGUUUUGUUUUA
Stegostoma tigrinum is the source of this 7271-nucleotide messenger RNA. RefSeq names its product alpha-2,8-sialyltransferase 8F-like. The record is from RefSeq and is a predicted model, not a curated record. Gene Ontology annotation, biological process: oligosaccharide metabolic process; N-glycan processing. The coding region runs from base 685 to 1962 and encodes 425 amino acids. Gene Ontology annotation, molecular function: alpha-N-acetylneuraminate alpha-2,8-sialyltransferase activity. The transcript is spliced from 11 exons. NCBI's taxonomy places the organism in Eukaryota, Metazoa, Chordata, Chondrichthyes, Orectolobiformes, Stegostomatidae.